Vespa crabro (European hornet) is the source of this 637-nucleotide messenger RNA. RefSeq lists its product as uncharacterized. The coding region runs from base 68 to 580 and encodes 170 amino acids. Lineage: Eukaryota; Metazoa; Arthropoda; Insecta; Hymenoptera; Vespidae. The record is from RefSeq and is a predicted model, not a curated record. The transcript has 4 exons.
CUAUUGCGCAGUCUGAGUAAGAUUUAAAAUUUAUUUUACGAAUUUUCCAGUAUCUAAAAGUAAAAAUAUGAACAGAGUUCUUCAGAGUUCUGGUGUUCAGAGGAACGAUAUUCUUAUAUCAUUCUUAGUAGUAGGUACAGCAGAAUUACGUGAACAUAUAUCUGAUGGGCUUCAUAAGUGUGCAAAAGAAAGAGAAUGGCGUAUAGAAGUACAUAAAUGUGAAUCCAUAAUUCAGGUAUUAGAGAAUAAUAUUUCUAUGUGCAUUGACUUCAUCAUCUUCGCAUUUGAUUCACGAAUGUCCAUAUCGUUGGAACAGAUCAAAAUAAAUAUAGGUUUAAUAGAUGAUCAUUUUAUAAUCUCUGGUGCUUGCUGUUUAGUACAUGGUAAUGGCAUAUUAGAUGUUAUGGGUUUUGUAUUUCACAAUUUAAAAGAAAUACGUAAUAAGUAUAACAUUCGAUUUUUAUCUGCGAAUGCUUUUGAUUCUAAUAAUUGUAUUAACUUGGGAAAUAGAAUAUUAAAUGUAGCAUCAACGAUAUUAGGUUUAGAAAGUCGAAUACCUACAAUAGCGAAUAUACCAUAAAAUUAUUACUAUAGUAUUGACUGAAUAAUAUAUGUAUAUAUACAUUCGUUCACAUAA